Messenger RNA from Acipenser ruthenus (sterlet), 1818 nucleotides. RefSeq lists its product as uncharacterized. The transcript is spliced from 3 exons. The record is from RefSeq and is a predicted model, not a curated record. NCBI's taxonomy places the organism in Eukaryota, Metazoa, Chordata, Actinopteri, Acipenseriformes, Acipenseridae. The coding region runs from base 1 to 1818 and encodes 605 amino acids.
AUGCGCAAGAUCCUGCUCUUGCAGCCCAGCUCCCCCUGCCAGCGCAGUCAACGCAGCCACAGCAUCUGCCGCCGCAGUCACUCACCCCGCCCGUCCCCUCCUUCAGCAGCGCUCCUCAGAUUACAGGAGCUAAAUCAGUAUCUUUUUCUGGUCGUCGAAUUGUCUGUGCGCUACGGAGGCACCUUGUUCUAUCAAUACCACCGUGCCUUCUCAGCCAAAGCUGCCGCCACCCUCUCAGCCGACAACCGUAUCGUGGAUUGGUCCCGUUCCGACCCAGAUCUUUUCACCCGCAUUUUCAGCGGAAUUCGUGCCAACGCCUGCAGUGCAUGUGCCUCCACAGCGCACUCCUCUUACCUAUGUCCUAAGAACCUCCGUUCUGCCAUCACUGAGCCAGAAGUCGUCAGUUCCCUUCUCCAGGCCGAAGUCGACAAAGGCUUCAUGGUCGGCCCCUUUGCAGCACCCCCCUUCACUACCUUUCGCAUUAAUCCCAUAGGCAUCGCUACCCGCAAAUAUUCUGGCAAGAAACGCCUUAUCAUUGAUCUAUCCGCUCCUCGGGGCGGCUACACACGCAGCAUUAACUCCCUCAUUUCAAGCGAGGAGUUCGCUCUUCACUACAUUAAGCUCUCAGAUGCCAUUUAUUUCAUCAAAAUUGCAGGUCAUGGAGCCUGGCUUGCCAAAGCCGAUAUCUCUGAUGCAUUCAAGGUCAUGCCUAUUCAUCCUUCCCUCCGUCACCUUUUCGGAGUCUGUUGGGCAGACAAGUUCUAUUUCUCCACCCAGCUCACCUUUGGUUGUCGCAGUAGCCCAAAAAUAUUCGAUUCUUUGUCAGAAGCCCUCUCUUGGAUUUUGCUCAACUCCUAUCAUGUCCCCUUCCUUCUCCAUCUAAUGGAUGACUUUUUGCUUAUUUCACCCCCUUUGGAUCCUCCAGCCCAAGCAAUUAACCAGCUUAAGACCCUCUUCUCCCUAGUUGGUGUCCCUCUCUCUCAAGAGAAAACCAUCGGCCCUGUUAACUCCCUGGAAUUCCUCGGCAUUACACUCAAUACCGUGAAAUUCGAAGCCAGCCUGCCUCCUGCCAAACUCCAACGCUUACUCUCACUCAUUAACAGUUUUCAGAUCUCCUCUUUCAUUAAGAAGAGGGACCUCCUGUCUCUCCUCGGUCAUUUUAAUUUCGCCAUCCGCAUCAUUCCUCAGGGCAGAACUUUUAUUUCACGUCUCCUAGCCCUCUCAUCAACUGUUAGGAAUAUGAAUUCUCACGUGAAAAUCUCAGCCGACGCCAGAAAAGACAUAAAGAUGUGGAUCAAUCUCCUUACUAACUGGAAUGGCCUCUCUCUAUUUUAUGACGACUUCAUUUCAGCCCCUCAUGACCUUGCCCUCUUCACCGACGCCUCCUCCAUCGGAUUCGGCGGGUUCCUCGCUCCCGAAUGGUUCUCCAGCACUUGGCCCCCUGAAAUUCAGUUCCUUCCCCCUCAAGAGAAAUCUACAGCUCUCCUAGAAAUUUAUCCAAUCGUAGUGGGCGCUGUCCUUUGGGGUCACCAAUGGUCAAGAAAAUCAAUCCUUUUCUUCAGCGAUAACAAACCCACAGUGCACAUCAUCAACAAAGGACGUUCUUCAUCCCCCCUCAUUAUGCGCCUGCUCCGUCGUCUCAUAUGGUCUUCCGUAUCUCUCAACUUCCUAAUACAGGCCCGCCAUCUGCCUGGUAUCCACAAUAAUGCUGCUGAUGCUCUCUCUCGCCUACAGGUAUCCAAGUUCCGUCAGCUGGUUCCUUCUGCCUCCCCAAGCCCUCUCCAGAUCCCACAGUUUCAUCAGCUGCUCCUAGACUGA